GCCAUCAAGUACGUCUCUAAACGAGGAACACAGAGACUGAGAGUUGAAGGUCAGGGUCGGCUGCCGCUGGAGGUGGCGUUGAUGACCCUGGUCAAUUCGGCUCCUGCCUGCCCCAACGUCCUGAAGCUGCUGGAGUGGUUUGACCGUCCCAGACGCUACACCAUGAUCCUGGAGCGCCCGCUUCCUUGCCAAGAUCUGGAGAGUUUCUGUGAGGAGAACGGACGCCUGGAGGAGAGACUGGCCAAGAAAGUGCUGCUGCAGCUGAUCACGGCGCUGAAACACUGCGAGAGCCGUGGAGUCCUGCACCGGGACGUCAAACCAGAGAACCUGCUGAUCUCCACAGACUCACAUGACAUCAAGCUGCUGGACUUCGGCUGUGGAGAUCUGCUGAAAGACUCGGCCUACAAACACUUUGCAGGCACUCUUCAGUACGCCCCUCCUGAGUGGUUUCGGCAUCACCGUUAUCAUGCGGGACCGGCUACGGUUUGGUCAGUGGGGGUGACGCUCUACAACAUCCUGUGCAGCUGUUUCCCCUUCAGAGGCGCAUUGAGGGUCACCUCCAAAAGCAGACUGCUCUUUGCUAGAGAGCUGUCGACAGGCAAGAGACAGAAAUCAGGUCCAGAUCCAGGUGAAGCGUGUGGUUUUGUGUUCCUGAACACUGUGUUGUGUGUAACAGAGUGCCGUCAGCUGAUUCGCUGGUGCCUCAGUGCAGCGGCAUCAGAUCGGCCCAGUUUAGACGACAUUGAGCGCCACCCCUGGUUACACUGAGCAGGUGGCCAGUGACACACACUUAUCUGACUCACAGCAGUCAUGGCUGGAUUGUCUUGUUAGGAUCAGACUAGAUAAAUGCUUCUGAUUGUUUGUAUAGGGUGAGCAGGAGUGACACAGGAAGUGCAGAGAACAGCUUCCUGAUCACCUACAGAAAGAGCAGAGGAUCAUGGACUAAUGGCCGCCACACAAUGAAGGGUUUUGAUCCUCUGCUCCAGUCUGUGAGGGGCUCUGUGUGGAUGCUGGAGGAGUCUGAACACACAGCAGCUGAAACCUCAGCCCGACGGGCCACAGAUCAAUAUGUGUAGUUUCUCCACAAAUACAGUCGAGAGAAGGGAGAAAAGUGUCAAGAAGCAGAACAGGAUCAGAAAGAGUCUGGGGCAGAGUGUUAACUAGCAUAAUGUAUUCAUGGAAAAAAGUCCACUUGGUGUUAGACAGAAUUUAAGUCACCAAAAAAUUAAGUAGUAAUUCAAGUAGUCCCCACAAUGUUUACGAAACAGAAAUGUUGAAAUUUUACACAUUCAAAAGCAAUGAAUAUAAUUAAAUCAAAUUGUGACAAAAUGUUAAAGAAUGACUUUGCUUUGGCUCAUUUUAACAAAGUAACAUAAACAAGCAGGAAGCUUACUCAAUUAGGCCCUAGUCUCUGCUUUUUAUUAUUUUCAUU
Molecule: messenger RNA, 1432 nt
Organism: Carassius auratus (goldfish)
Lineage: Eukaryota; Metazoa; Chordata; Actinopteri; Cypriniformes; Cyprinidae
Product: serine/threonine-protein kinase pim-3-like
Exons: 3
Coding region: 82-768 (228 amino acids)
Biological process (GO): protein autophosphorylation; regulation of mitotic cell cycle; negative regulation of apoptotic process
Cellular component (GO): cytoplasm
Molecular function (GO): protein serine/threonine kinase activity; ATP binding
Source: RefSeq, a predicted model, not a curated record